AGUAUGGGUGAUUGGGCCCAGAAGCCGGAAGUUCAAGGACGGCACGCCAAGGUAGUUGCGGCUCCGUUUCUCGCGUUUCAGUGGGUGGAGUUGUUCUGUGUCCGGCACGUGGUGCACUGUCUGGCAUUGGAAGCCGAAUCCUAGAGGCUUAACAGAGCGGGUGGGAGGGAGAAAGGGUGACUUCCCUCACCAAUAGCGCCUCAGCGUCUAGGGUUGUUCCUGGACACGAGCCUCAAGCGCCGGUUCUUUGGUGCUGCGUCGGGUUGCGUAGACUGGGUUGGCGAGACGCUCCCUGCGGAGGCCUCGGUUGGACCGAAGGAAGCUACAGCAUCCAGGGGACAACAUGCCAACUGCCAAGCAACUAGCUGACAUUGGCUACAAGACCUUCUCUACCUCCAUGAUGCUCCUCACUGUGUAUGGGGGCUACCUCUGCAGUGCCCGAGCCUACCGCUUUUUCCAGCGGCGCAUGUCCCAGCGCCAGGCCGCAGAAGAACAGAAGACCUCAGGAGACCUGUAGCACCCCGGGGACUGUUUCUUGACCACAGGGGCCUGAGGCCUGCUGGAAGGAGCUCACCUACCAUCAUAUCUAAGUCAAGAGAACUAGGGCCUUAAUGGUUUUCAAACCCUGCUGGGGAUAAGUGCCCAUGUUUUCUCUGGAACUGCCAGUUUGGCGACACCGUCAUAUCGUAACAAGAAUUGGGGGGAGGGGGAGGAACAUUUACAGGCAUUAAAUAUUUUACCAUGUC
This is a messenger RNA of Phyllostomus discolor (pale spear-nosed bat), 746 nucleotides long. RefSeq names its product cytochrome c oxidase assembly protein COX14. Gene Ontology annotation, biological process: mitochondrial respiratory chain complex IV assembly. Bases 344 to 517 code for a protein of 57 amino acids. NCBI's taxonomy places the organism in Eukaryota, Metazoa, Chordata, Mammalia, Chiroptera, Phyllostomidae. The transcript has 2 exons. The record is from RefSeq and is a predicted model, not a curated record. Gene Ontology annotation, cellular component: mitochondrion.